CACGGAGUCGAUAAAACGCGGCAGUGAUCACCGCCUCUGCCGGUUCACCCACCUACCCUCCCUUCCAUCGGCACUUUCGCCGCUCCGUCGGCGGCUUCGCAAACCCCGCCCCGGUCACUCCUUCCUCUUCGUCGUUCCCUCCUUCACCCUCUCAUUCUUGUCUCUCCCGAUCUUCAUCGCUGUAAUCGUCCGGUCGCAAGAACACACACUUGCGGUUCGUGCCAACAGGGGCGAUUAGGAGGAGGUUUUAUUUUUGAUCGAUCGAUCGUGGUCGAUCUGAUGGACCCGGAAGUGCUUGAUGGCAUCAUCGGCCGGCUGCUGGAGGUGCGGACGGCGAGGCCCGGCACGCUGGUCCGGCUCGCGGAGGUGGAGAUCCAGCAGCUCUGCACCGUCUCCCGCCAGAUCUUCCUCGGCCAGCCCAACCUCCUGGAGCUUGAAGCCCCCAUCAAGAUCUGCGGUGACAUUCAUGGCCAGUAUAGUGAUCUCUUAAGGCUUUUUGAGUAUGGAGGUUUUCCUCCAGUUUCCAAUUAUCUAUUUUUAGGUGAUUAUGUGGAUCGGGGAAAGCAAAGCUUAGAAACAAUAUGCCUUCUUCUUGCAUACAAAAUUAAGUAUCCAGAGAACUUUUUCCUUCUGCGUGGAAAUCAUGAAUGUGCUUCAAUAAAUAGGAUAUAUGGAUUUUAUGAUGAAUGUAAGAGGAGGUUUAGUGUGAGACUCUGGAAGAUCUUCAGUGAUUGCUUUAACUGCCUUCCUGUAGCUGCCGUUAUUGAUGACAAGAUCUUAUGCAUGCAUGGUGGCCUUUCCCCUGAUCUCUCCAAGUUGGAUCAAAUUAAGAGUUUACCUCGGCCAUGUGAUGUACCUGAAAGCGGUUUACUAUGUGACUUACUUUGGGCAGAUCCUGGUAGAGAUGUUCAAGGUUGGGGAGAGAAUGACAGAGGGGUCUCUUGGACUUUUGGUGCUGAUAAAGUUUCCGAGUUCUUAUUAAAACAAGAUUUAGAUCUUGUCUGCAGGGCACAUCAGGUUGUGGAGGAUGGCUAUGAAUUCUUUGCCGACAAACAACUUGUGACGAUAUUCUCAGCCCCAAAUUAUUGUGGUGAAUUUGAUAAUGCUGGUGCUAUGAUGAGUGUUGAUGAAACUUUGAUGUGCUCUUUCCAAAUUCUCCAGCCUGCUGAAAAAAAACCAAAAUCUCUGUUGCCAACCAGAAUUUAACAACCAAAUAAUAAACUAUGAUCAAGGUUAAAUCGACUGCAUCAAUUGAAGAUAACAAGGCAGCUGAUACUCUUAAUUAUAGUGAAUUUGAGAUGCAGUUAAAGAGUUGUUGUAAUAAGAUGCCAUUGGCUGCAUGGGCGUCUGCUGCAAUCAAACUCCCGGACUUCAUCGUAAAUGUCAAAUUCCAGAAAUUAUUUUUUUGUACUCUGAAACUGUAUUGUAUGUGCACAUAUUUCUUUCCAUAUUUCUCCCAUUUGGAACGAUGAAGAA
Messenger RNA from Musa acuminata AAA Group (dessert banana), 1476 nucleotides. RefSeq names its product serine/threonine-protein phosphatase PP1. Bases 280 to 1206 code for a protein of 308 amino acids. Lineage: Eukaryota; Viridiplantae; Streptophyta; Magnoliopsida; Zingiberales; Musaceae. The record is from RefSeq and is a predicted model, not a curated record. Gene Ontology annotation, cellular component: cytoplasm; nucleus. Gene Ontology annotation, molecular function: protein serine/threonine phosphatase activity. The transcript has 4 exons.